AUGGAUCGCCUCACCCUCCUCUUGGCAAUUCUUUAUGUGUACACAGUGCCAUGUGAAGAGAUUUUUUGGGACACGACUGUUAAACUUGCCAAGAAUAUGACCCUAGCAUGUGUGUAUCCAUUAGCGGACACUGUAACCCAGACGGAGUGGUUCAAGAUUAAGACGGAGAGAGAGUCGAUGGCCAUUUUCAACCCUGCAUUCCAUGGGAUCGUAAGAGAGGCCUACAUUGAUAGGGUCUACUUCUCAAAUCACACCAUGACCUCUCACGACAUGACCCUGUCCUUCCACAAUGCCUCUGAGGUGGACAUGGGCUUCUAUUCCUGCUUCUUGCAUACCUUCCCACACGGAACCUGGCAGAAGGUGAUACGGGUGGUCCCGCCAGACAAUUUUGAGGAUGCUGGGCCACCAAAUAGCCAGAUGGUCUCAGAACCUGGAAAAAACGUCACACUCACAUGCGAGCCUCGAGAGAACCUUCUGUUGGAAGAAGUGUCAUGGGAAAAGAUCCAGCCCCAGCAGAUUGACCUCUUAAUAAGCUGCAACGUGUCCCAAGGAAGAAGUUACACAUCCAAGUACCCAAGACAGAUACUGAGCAACUGCAACAAAGACAUGAAAAAGGCCUUUGUCACCAUACCUAAUGUUAUAGGCUCUGAUUCAGGACUCUACCGCUGUGGCUUCAAAGCCAGCACUGGGGAAAAAGAAACCUUUGUGAUAAGAUUGACCGUAACCGACGGUGAAACCAAGAACACAUACAUCCCCUUUGUGGCUGGUGGGGCAGUUCUGCUGUUGCUGUUGGUCCUAAUUACCACCAUCACUGUCAUUACUUAUAAGAGAAGGAAAAGGCAACAGAAAAGAGGCCUAUUUAAAGACUUCUGGAUCACACAGAAUAGGGCAACCAACAACUACAGAAAUCCCUUCCCUCCCAAUCCACCAUCAGGUGGUGCAGGAGAGGACAUUUAUGUCAACCACCCGGUCUUCUGUCUUGGACCAAGGGCUAGAGUCUAA
Budorcas taxicolor (takin) is the source of this 1002-nucleotide messenger RNA. RefSeq names its product CD226 molecule (gene CD226). Gene Ontology annotation, cellular component: external side of plasma membrane. Bases 1 to 1002 code for a protein of 333 amino acids. The transcript has 6 exons. NCBI's taxonomy places the organism in Eukaryota, Metazoa, Chordata, Mammalia, Artiodactyla, Bovidae. The record is from RefSeq and is a predicted model, not a curated record. Gene Ontology annotation, biological process: positive regulation of type II interferon production; positive regulation of mast cell activation; positive regulation of immunoglobulin mediated immune response.